GGCAGAUCGACGGGGAAGGACGCAGGAGCCGAGAACGGAAACCCUCGUGAACGGCGGCGGCGGCGGCGGCGAUGCCGCCGGAGAGGAAGAGGAUGGCCGGGCUGUGGGAGCGCGAGGUAGGCGGCCUCCCUCCCAGGCACUUCGCCAACGCCGUCAUGGCCUCCAAGGACUUUGUGCAAUCUCUCAGCAUACAAAAGAGGCUACGGAAGCACAGGGGCUGUGUCAACACGAUAAGCUUCAACUCAGAUGGGAGAUUCCUCCUCUCCGGGGCGGAUGAUCGGAACGUCGUGCUGUGGAAUUGGGUGGAGGCGGCACCGACCUUCUCGUUCCACUCUGGACACAGCAACAACGUGCUCCACGCGCAGUUCAUGCCCUUCUCGGAUGACCGGAGCGUUGUCACGUGUGCUGCUGAUGGUGAGGUCAGGCAUUCACAGAUACGGGAAGGGGGUUGCGCAACUACAGACAAACUUGUUGAGUUAGAUUUUGCGGUACACAGGCUGGCUGUUGAACCAGGAAGUCCGUACACAUUCUACUGCUGCUGUGAAGAUAGCUCUGUGUGGCUUUUUGACCUCAGGGGGAAAGAUGCCGUGGAACUCUUUAGAUGUAGGACUGCAGACCAUUUCACUGCUGACGACAUCGAACUCUUUGCUAUUGCCAUAGACCCAAGGAAGCCCUGUUGUUUUGCAGUUGCUGGAUCAGAUGAGUAUGUAAGGAUAUAUGAUACCCGCAAGAUUGGUCUUGAUGGAAAUUCUAAUUCCGGUCUCGCAACUGAGCACUUCUGCCCUCCACAUUUGAUUGGUGAAAACAAAGAUGGAAUAACUGGUUUGGCUUACUCACAGACCAGCGAGCUAUUAGCAUCCUAUAGUCAUGACAAUAUCUACCUUUUCUCAAGAGAGCAUGGUUUACACUUCAACAACAUUGAGGUAGAUGAACGACUCCUGAUGGAUGAAACUGGCCCCUUACCUUUUUGUAGAGAUAAGCUGCCUAUACCUAAGGCAUUCAAGGGACACACGAACCAACACACCAUUAAGGGGGUUAACUUCCUUGGGCCCAACUGUGAUUAUGUUACCUCUGGGUCAGACUGUGGCCGUAUAUUUAUUUGGAGAAAGAAGGAUGGGGAGCUGAUCAGAGUGAUGAACGGAGAUAGACAUAUUGUGAACUGUGUCGAACAGCACCCUUCUGGAAUUGUUGUUGCAAGCAGUGGCAUUGAUAAUGAUAUUAAGAUUUGGGAACCUGGUGAAGGUGAAACCCACUCCAUUGCUACUGAUGACAAGGUCAAGGAAGAUAUGUGGCUCUCCACCAGCAGUGAUUCUGAUGGCUUAAUUUACAACGGCGAUUUUGAUUAUGUGAUGGACUUGGAUGAUAUCUAUUUAUAUGGAAAUGCUGAUGGACAUUCAUCUAACGAAGAUGAAGAUGGAUCAUCAGAGGAAGAUGACGAUGGUGACAUCAGUGCCGAAGAAGAUGACGAUGGUGACGAUAGUGCUGAAGAAGGUGUUGAUGGUGAAAACAGUGCCGGAGAUAUGAGUGAUGGUUGACGACGACAUAACAGGCAAGGAAGAUUGCACUCAGCUAUUAGUUCAAGAGCUGCUGAUGCUGGUUUUAGUGUAGGUGAUGAUCUUGGGAGAAUCCAGGCUUACAACGUGAGCUAGUUAGGAUUCUCAGUAGUCUCUGCAUUUCGCCUGCUAGGCUACUGUUUGUUGUUCCUUUUCACUCUUAGUCUUUCAUUUUUCACCUGUAUAUAUUUUCUUCAGAAUUGGGAUAGUCUAGCAUCGUGGUGUAAAUGUGUGUAAAUGUCUCGUGAAAGCGAUUAUCCUUUAUCCAGUGAGAGAACACAUGCUAACAAGGCAGCCCUGGGCAUCAUGAUACUUGAUGUAA
Molecule: messenger RNA, 1875 nt
Organism: Setaria italica (foxtail millet)
Lineage: Eukaryota; Viridiplantae; Streptophyta; Magnoliopsida; Poales; Poaceae
Product: DDB1- and CUL4-associated factor 8
Exons: 5
Coding region: 72-1535 (487 amino acids)
Cellular component (GO): Cul4-RING E3 ubiquitin ligase complex; cytoplasm
Molecular function (GO): protein binding
Source: RefSeq, a predicted model, not a curated record